AUGGAAUAUAUAGUUAGAGAUUUCUCUUCAAUUUCUGAUUUUUUGUAUGAGAUUCAAAGCUCCUAUGUGAAUUAAAAUGCUGUUUAGUAAAAAUAUAAUAAUAAUAAGAGCAUUUAAUGCCUUUGAUAUUAUAUUUGUUGCAGGUAGUGGAAAUACAUUACCAUGGUCACAGUAAAUGGAAAAAAUUUAAGUUCUUUAAAGAAUGUGCAUCAAAAUCAAUAAAUAUUUAUUUGCAUGUGGUUGUGGAAUGAUGGGCUUAGUGUUUCUUUCUGCUUCUAACUUUGAUAGAACUGUUUAUUUUACAAAUGAUGAAUUGCAUCCUCAAAAGUAUUUUAUUGAAAAGAGUACUGGAGAUAUCUUUGUUUAUCAUCCUGAUACAAAAACAUGGCAACCUAAAAGCAAUGCAGGAUUACAUAAUAAUAAAUCAGCUCAAGAGUAUUAAAAAUUGGGAAAGUACAUCUUAAAAGCCCCUAUUUAUCGUCCAUUUAAAAAUAUAGAAGUUUAUGCUAGCAAAAGCAACGAAACUAUUGUACAUAUAAAAUCUUCUCAUAUUAAUCAUUACAUUUUCGAAGGACUUAAGAGUUAAUCUUUUGUAGCUACUACAUCUUCUAAGUGGGAUGUUCAUUCAUUUUCUUUUCCUUCUAUUGAAAGGGCUUUUACCAUUUUAGCUGAAUCUGAUAAAGGUCCUAUAAUUAUAGAAUAUGGCUCAUAUAUUAUAGCAACCUUAUUUGAUAUUUCAAUUAAAUAUGAGACCACUACUUAAAUCAUUGAAAAUUAUGUCAAAACUACUGUUGAUAAAAUUAAAGGAGGAGCAAAAAUUUAAGAAUAAUCAAAUGGUGUUUAUAUUGGUAAAAAUAAAUUCAAAGCUACAAGAAACCUUAAAAUUGAAUUGCUUUAUCGAUCAGCACCUAGCUCACCCGAACGUUCUUAAUAAAAAUCAUUUAAACAUAGUGGAUUUGCUGUAAAAAAAUCUUAAUAAAUAUUUACAUCUUAAAAUUUCAUAUCUCCUUAUCGUUUUCAUUAAUCUCUUUAAUUGACUAAAAGAUUACAAUAAAAUUAAAAACACAAAAGUUUUAAAUUAUAAUAAACCGAGAAAGUAUAAUAAACUUUUCAAUCACCUCAAUCAUCCAUGACCAGAAAUGAAAUUAUUAAAUUUCUCCAUCCGUCUUUAGAUAUGGAAUUUAGUUCUUUCUGGAUUCCUGGUUAAUAUACUAAAUUAUCCAAUACUUUUAAACCAAAAAAUAAAUGA
Molecule: messenger RNA, 1249 nt
Organism: Paramecium sonneborni
Lineage: Eukaryota; Ciliophora; Oligohymenophorea; Peniculida; Parameciidae
Source: the annotation of a GenBank genome assembly